AUUUUUACAUUUUUUUAUAAUUAUUUAGGCGAAUGCAAUGAAAAGUUUCUAAAAAGUUUAACAGAUAAACUUAGUGUUAUUAACGCUACGGACUAUUACGGACCUGUUGUUCACGUCUUCUUUAGCGAAGCGGUGUAUACGUGGAGGAUCCAUCCCACCUCUACCUGUCUUCCACUGAAUGGUCGAACGUCUCAGCGAUUACGUUCAAUGAACUCGAAGAUGAACCAUGUUCCGGUAACAACAAAACAACAGUCGCCGGCAAAUUUCCACCGCUUAAAUAAACAAUAAUAAGUGAAAUGUUAUAAAUUGAAAUUGCACCUGUUAUCAGUGUAGUGUGUGCUAGUGCUAAUGCUGGAAGGUGCGUUGGAACUUAAAAUAACAGUUAAUGCCAACGUGUUACUAGAACUCAACCAAAAGAAUUCCUCAGUGAGUAGUCGCGAUGGCCGCGAGUCAGCCGCAGAAACCCAAAAGUCUCAUAUGGGCCUACGUUUACUGGCUCUUCGGCGGUUUUUUUGGUUUGCAUCUCUUUUAUCUUGAGCGGGAUGCCCAUGCCUUCCUCACGUGGAGUACCUUCGGUGGCUACGGACUGGGAUGGCUGGCCGACAUCACCAAAAUCCCGAGGUACGUGCGGGAUUGCAACGACGACCCAAAAUACAUAGCGGAACUCGUCGAGCGUAUGAGGACCAACAAAAAGCCACCAUUUUCAACAAGCCGUUUCAUUUCUUCUGUGAUGGUGGGUUAUUUAUGGGGGCAACUAGUAGUAUUAGCAAUUCCUGCUGACGAAGUUGCAGGAAUAAACUGGAAUGUAUUUCAUUGGGCCAUUCCUUUAGCAGUAUCUUUAGGAGUAUGGAUCGUGGGAAAUAUUGGUAGAGAACAGGGCAAACCUUGGUUGACAAUGGCCGUGGCCUAUAUAUCUUACACAUCCAGAUGGUAUUUCAUGGACGAAAGCAUUUGGAUGCUGAUUGUGGUAUGCUGUCCCGCAUUGGCAUUCGAAACCUUUUCGAAAGAAUGGAGGAGAGCGCCGAGAAAGAAGCGUACCUUCUGUUCCCGAGUGGGCGUGUUAGUGGUUUGCGGAUUGUUGUAUUCCGGAUUGUGGUGUUCCUACUUAUAUUUCAACGGCAAAGUUACCGACUCAAAUGGGGACGAAAUUCCUGUCCACGAAGCUCUACAUCAUUUCUUCACGUCGCCUUGGUGGACGGAUCUUAAACAGUCUCUCUAUGACGUAUAUGUUUAUGCCCAGCAUCAUGGAUGGUACGAGAUUUGGAAACAGAUAAUAGAACUUUCGGAUCCGCAAGGUGAACAAAACGCCUACAAAAUUCUGGGCGUCGGUCCGUCAUCCAGCCAGUCUGAAAUCAAAUCUAAAUGGAAGGCGCUUAGUAGGGAGUUUCAUCCUGAUAAAGUGAAAGAUCCAGAGUUGCAGCAUGCUGCUCAAGAGAAAUUCAUGGAGAUACAACAAGCGUAUGAAAUUCUCUCCAAGAUCAAGAGCAAAAGGAGUAGGAAAAAUCAAAAAUCGAUUAAAGAUAGUGAACUAUGAGAACGAACAGUUUACCAAAUUGUAGUAUAUAGUGUAUGAUAGUUUUAUUUAUAGAUAUUUAAAAGGAUACAAUGCGUUACCAUGAUUAUGAUCUGUGUACAAACUGUUAGAUCGUCUUAAAGACUCUAAGACCACAUGAUGAUGUUGGGUGACGUAUUUAUAUGAAGAAAUUUUUGGACAUACAAUUUUACUAUAAUCUUACGAUAUCUAGUCCGUAAUAAUCGACGAUUAUAAUGACAGGAAUUAAGAAGUACUACAUUAUUUCUAUUUAAAAUUUUAUUACGAUUUAUUUUAGUGUUGGAUUCUGAUUUAAAAUUGCGUUUUAUUUGUUUUUUUAUAAUGUGAUUAAUUUGAAUAAAUUAUU
Messenger RNA from Aethina tumida (small hive beetle), 1898 nucleotides. RefSeq names its product dnaJ homolog subfamily C member 22 (gene wus). NCBI's taxonomy places the organism in Eukaryota, Metazoa, Arthropoda, Insecta, Coleoptera, Nitidulidae. The transcript is spliced from 4 exons. Gene Ontology annotation, biological process: endocytosis. Gene Ontology annotation, cellular component: plasma membrane; early endosome. The record is from RefSeq and is a predicted model, not a curated record. The coding region runs from base 440 to 1534 and encodes 364 amino acids.